Molecule: messenger RNA, 2913 nt
Organism: Malaya genurostris
Lineage: Eukaryota; Metazoa; Arthropoda; Insecta; Diptera; Culicidae
Product: Krueppel-like factor 15
Exons: 2
Coding region: 205-1203 (332 amino acids)
Cellular component (GO): nucleus
Molecular function (GO): zinc ion binding
Source: RefSeq, a predicted model, not a curated record
CAGUCAGAGGAGAAAGUUUCCGUUCUGAUGCCUUCGCUCUAAAAGCAAAGUUUUGUUUACGAAAAAUUAUUUGCGUGUGUUUACUAAAAACAAAAUAAAUCAAUAUAAUUUUUCCGUUCAACUAAUUUCAAUUAAAUCGCUGGAGUGUUUAGAAAAAUUAGCUGUUGCUGGAAGCGUUCAAUUCGUGUUCGAAAUCGCAUCGGCAUGAAUAAUAGUGUGUGCGAUGUGCCCAAUAACAAUCCCGGCACCUACUGUAGGUUGUGCUUUUCGCAGACGAAAGUGGUUCCGAUCUUUCCACUCGGGAGCAAUCACAACCAAAAGUUGAUCAAUCAGGUGUACCAGUGGACCGGCGUACAGAUCAGCUAUCAGGAAGAUUUUACCUGUGCAAUUUGCUGGAAAUGCACGGUUUACCUAGAAGAAUUCCAACGUUUUUGUGAUCGCUGUAGAAAAAACGAUUGGACUAUCAAACAGAAGCGUAGUGAUCAAAUAAGACAAGUGCAGAAGAGCGAAGGCCAAGAAAACAGUAACAAUCAAAUGGACGAUAGGCGAUUUGGGUACAUGUACCCUCUGAUGCAACCUGCCUUAGGAUACGAAUUUCGUUUGUCGAAUGAACCUCGUGAGCGUACCACCGGACCAGAGCACCCAAGAACAGUUUCCCGUGUUUUCCAUGAAGCACAACCGUCGGUUAGUCAUCUGGCAAAAACUGAAUCACGAAUAGACAUCGAAACGGAAUUCAAACAUGUACUUCCGGUAGAACGGCUUCCUGAGGAACUCGUUAACAUGCUUGAUCUACCAGCGACCACCUCAAAACGGCCUGGUACUAGUAAUGAAACUGCUAGUGGUGAACCGACGGCUCCGAAACAACGCAGCAGUCAAUAUCAGAAAAUUGUGGAGUCAGGCGGGGUUAAAUGUCCCAUUUGCAAGAAGCCCUACACGACGGACAAAAAUCUCAAGAAGCAUCUUCGCUUGCACACUCUCUCGCUGCCCUUUACUUGUAACGAUUGUGGAGCGAAAUUCUCCGAACGACGGGAUUUCCAGAAGCACCAAGAGCGAUACCAUGGUCCCAACGCUACUGCCUCGGUGUCAGAAAUAUUCCACUGUGAGUUCUGUUCAAGAGUCUUCACCCGACAGCGCGACAUGACCAAGCAUUUGCGUCUCUUUCAUGAGCCUCCAGAGGAUGUUAAACUAGGAAACGUUAACUAAUAUGAUUUUAUAACGGUGUCUUAGUUGGUAAGAGUAACAGAUGCACUUAAACGUUUUGGUUUAGCUAUAAUUACUCGUAGCUAUGGUCGUAUUUUUGGAAACUUGCUCUGAUCAUUCCGGAAAGGAAGAUGACACAUAAAGUAAAGCACGAGAGGGUAGAGAAAUCUUACGUUCUGCUAUGGAACGGAACAGGCUUCUAAAAAAGGUCUUUAUUUUGAUUAAUGUUCUGUAUUACAGCAAAUUUCUUGUUGCAGAGCAAAACAUACAACUGGUCAGAUCGAUUGACUAAUGAAUAAUGAAAAUUUAUUUGAAUCAACAACCUACGUUGCUAGGCGUACAUACGUACAUUCGUUGAUUAGAUAUUCGCCCUUAUUCUGAAUAACGACGUAUUGGUUUUUCGAUCGAAUACGAUUACAACGUUUCUGCCAUAUCAAAGCGAUAUAAAUGAUUGCAUAGAUUUCGAAACAAAUUGUCACCCUGGUUCUGUAUUUCAAUCGAAUGUGAAAUUUCUAUUCUGUAUUUCGAUCGAGCUCGAAUUUUCUGUACCAAAACAUCACUCGAUGUGGAAAUUCCACAUUCGACAUAUUUUAAUGCGAAAUAAAUACAGAAUAAGGCGUUUAUUUUUACUAUCUGCAGCAAUACAGUGACAAACGAUCAAUAAUGGUGAAUAAGCAUGGAUAUUUUUCUAAUGGUCAGUUGGAAAUCAAUUGCAUUGACUUAAUGCUUCUAAAUUUAUUAAUGCAGUGCUAGAAUGUGACCGUUUCUAGUUUUUAUGGGUCAAGACAUGCUCCUUUCCCGAAUUUACAGUAUUUUAAUUUACUACUGGUUUACUGGCGUUCUACGCAUAAUCGUCCCAUAUGAUAUAUGAUUUACUAUGCACAUGGAACAGUUAAGACUUGGAACAACAGUUUACAUAUUUUUUACCUGGGCAUUACACAUUCCUUUCGUGAAAUUUGGCCUUUCUGUUUCAACAGAUUUCGCAGCCGAUUCAUAGCGUACAGAAUCAUUGCAUGGCUAAGUGCUACGAUCGACCCAGGUUGGCGGAUCAAUGCAUACGACGCUGGUCUUACAAGCCAGUUGUCAUAUGUUCGAGCCCCGACCUGGAGGGAUUCAUAGUGUCAGUAGGAGUGUAGUACUAGCCAUGCAAUGAUUCUGUACGCUAAGAAUCGGCUGAAAAGUCUUUUGAAAUAGAAAGGCCAAUUUCCAUAAAAGAAAUGUAAUGCCAAGACUUUGCUUCGUUAUUUGAUUCAUUUUUUUUUUGUAAAUAACGUGAACAAUUGGUUUUAAAAGCAUUCUCACUUUUUUCUAGACAGAUUAAACAAGUGAGUUUCGUCGAUUCGCGAUAAGUAGAAAAAUGAAUACAGUACUUGAAAAUAGAGGAAUGAAAAAAAAAUAAGUCCUAAUUAUUACAAAACUGCAAAGAUUUUUCUGAUCUGGGUGGUGAGCGCAUUCAGUGAUUAUUUAAAAAAAAUAAUUCAUCGAUAAUCUGUCAUCAGCCAUUUUUAUUAAACAUAUGAAACAAUCAGUAAAUUUUCUCGAAUUCAAUUUAGAUCACAGAAACGUGAUCGAUUAACAGAUAAAACUAGAUAAGAUUACAACACGUAAACGUAUCUUGCGUAUCUUGGUAGUGCGUCCGUUACUCUACCCACUUUAAGACUGUUUGAUAUAUCUGUACAACUUUCUGUGUAAUAAAAAAGUGAGUGACGAAAA